AUGGGCCUCUUGAACGUGUUGCGACCGAUGUUGAGUUGGAUGCUGAAGCAGCUGCAGCUGCGGUCCCUGUCCCUGCGGCAGGUGCAGCUGCUGAACCUGGUCUCGGUCGCGGUGGUGGCCGAGGGCGUGGUCGAGGACGCCCUGCUGCUAUUGCUGAUCCCGGAGUCGCAGGAGCCCGGGGGCGCGGGCGUGGUCGCGGUGCCGCUGCUGCUGCUGACCCCGGAGUCGCAGGAGCCCGGGGACGCGGGCGUGGUCGCGGUGCCGCUGCUGCUGCUGCUGACCCCGGAGUCGCAGGAGCCAGGGGACGCGGGCGUGGUCGCGGUGCCGCUGCUGGUGAUGCUCCAGCAGCCGGUGGACGUGGGCGGCGCGGAGCCGGCCGCGGCGGCCGCGGUGCUCGCGGUCGUGGCAGGGGCCGUGGACGCGGCGCUGGGAGCGGCGGCAGUAGCAGCCGCAGCUCUGGCUCUGAUAGCAGCAGCAGCAGCAGUAGUGAUUCCGAUUGAGGUGAUCGGAAUGUAG
Prorocentrum cordatum is the source of this 516-nucleotide messenger RNA. The record is from the annotation of a GenBank genome assembly. Lineage: Eukaryota; Dinophyceae; Prorocentrales; Prorocentraceae.